This is a messenger RNA of Phalaenopsis equestris, 2011 nucleotides long. Its product is annotated as pentatricopeptide repeat-containing protein At3g29230-like. The transcript has a single exon. Lineage: Eukaryota; Viridiplantae; Streptophyta; Magnoliopsida; Asparagales; Orchidaceae. The coding region runs from base 3 to 1664 and encodes 553 amino acids. The record is from RefSeq and is a predicted model, not a curated record. Gene Ontology annotation, molecular function: RNA binding; protein binding. Gene Ontology annotation, biological process: RNA modification.
CCAUGACCUCCCCCCUCCGUCCUCCCCAAUUCAAAUCCCACCGUCGCCUCCUGGAGCAGAAGCUCUCCGACCUCCAUAAAUGCUCCGAUCCCAACUCCCUCGUCCAAAUCCACUCUCAAAUCUUCCGUCUUUGCAUCCACCGCGACCCCAUCGUCGUUUCCAAGCUCAUCUCCGCCUACUCUCUCUGUCGCCUCCCCUUCUCCUUCUCCACAUUCUCUCGCAUGCAGGUUUCCGCCAUCAAAGCCGACUCCUUUACCUACUCUUUCCUCCUCAGGUCCUUCCAUGGCCAUCUUCGCCGCGUGGAGGUGAUCCACUCUCAUGUCUUCAGGUUGGGGUUUUCAGGUGAUGUUUUUGUUCACAAUUCUCUCAUUUGUUCGUAUUCUAGGGCUGGUGAACUUGCUCUUGCGCGGAAGGUGUUUGAUGAAACGGUGCUUAGAGAUGUUGUUUCGUGGAACUCGAUGGUUGGGGCAUUGGUAAGAGCAGGGGAGAUUGGGGAUGCUCGUAAGGUGUUUGAGGAAAUGCCUGAGAGGAAUAUUGUAAGCUGGAACAGAUUGUUGGAUGGAUAUGUGAAGGUGGGUGAUAUGGACACUGCUUUAGAUUUGUUUCAAAGGAUUCCUGAUAAAAAUGUUGUUUCCUGGUCUACUAUAGUGUUGGGAUAUUGCAAGAAGGGAGAUAUGGAGACCGCGAAGAUGUUAUUUGAUAAAAUGGGAUUGAGGAAUUUGGUUACAUGGACAAUUAUGAUAUCUGGUUAUGCUGAAAAAGGUCUUGCUGUGGAGGCUUCAACCUUAUUGAACAAAAUGGAGGAAGCUGGAUUCGAACUCGAUCCUUCGGCUACUAUUAGCAUUCUCGCCGCUUGUGCCGAGUCAGGCUUGCUCGGUUUGGGCAAGAGGAUUCAUGCCUCAGUCAAGAGGUUUACGACUCAGAUUAGCAAUGCACUCAUCGAUAUGUAUUCAAAAUGCGGCGAUUCAGACGAAGCAUGGAUCAUCUUCGAAGAAACCAUAGUGAAGGAUUUGAUGUCCUGGAACUCCAUGAUUCAUGGCCUUGCCAUGCACGGGCAUGGCGAGAGAGCCUUAGAUCUCUUCGCUCGAAUGGAGGGUGAAGAUUUCAUGCCCGAUGGCAUUACCUUCAUAGGCGUGCUAUGCGCCUGUACUCACAUGGGACUUGUCAAUGAGGCUCGAAGGUAUUUCUCCGCCAUGCAAAAGGACUAUGGGAUCACCCCUAAGAUUGAGCACUAUGGAUGCCUUAUCGAUCUUCUAGCCCGCCGAGGUGUUUUAAUGGAGGCAUAUAAUCUUGCCAAGAUGAUGCCUUUCGAGCCCAAUGUUGUAAUAUGGGGCAGCAUUCUCAAUGCAUGCAGGGUUCAUGACAAUGUGGGCCUUGCUGAGAAGGUUGUUGAUGAGUUGAUGAAACUCAAAUUAUCAGAUGAGGGUAACUUUGCAAUUAUUUCUAACAUAUAUGCCUCAGCUGCAAAAUGGGAUGGAAUGGCUAAGGCUAGGUUGAAGAUGAGAGAUGAUCUCGGGCAAAAGCGGGCUGGUUCGAGCUGGUUGGAGCUCGAUGAUGUGGUUCAUGAGUUCACUGUUGGAGAUAGAAUGCAUCCUCAGGCAGAUAGAAUUCUCAGAAUGGUUAGUAGGUUGGGGAAACAUAUAAAGCAGCUUUGUGAAGAAUGAAUGGAAGCUAAAUUAUUCAAAGAAUUGGAGCUAAAUGGAAGAAAAGUGGCUACAUUUCUAUGGCAUUUAUAUCCUGUUUUUCUGAAGCAGAUUGGAUUAGGAGUUCUGCUUUGUUGAUUUGGGAGAAGAACAGAUCUUGCAUCCUUAACAGACCUUUCUUAAUGUGUGCACAGAAAAAAAGGAGGGGCAUUUACAUACAUACCACACAAUUCUUAUAUAUUUACACAUCUAGCGCCAAAAAAUUCAUAUUUACAUACAUAGCGCUCACAUCUUUGACAUCACAUCAUAAUACUACUGUGACUAAUCUUUUAAAAGUGAAAUGCACCUUUUCAUGUAUAGGUUUUAAU